UUAUUAGGUCAGCCUCUAAGAGCAUCGGUGACAAUUUCCGAGAGGGCACCAAAGACAUCAGGAAUGUUAUUCUUGCAAAUCGUGGAACGUGAUUCAACGACAAAUUUCAAGUUUCGAUGCAAGAUAUCCGCUGGGAGAAAUAAAUCAACAGUGCUUUACAAUAUUGCUGCAGCGGAAUAUCAGCUCUUGUCGAAAGAUCAACCAACGAUAGAAGCGCGUAUUUGGUACCAACCAGAUCAAAAUGAGGAAAACGAUAAUGCGACUGUAAUUUUAACCUCUGAUAUACUGUUAAUAGACAAGGUCACUCUUGAGGAUAGAAAAGGAAACAAAUGGGAACAUUGUACUCAAAGUAUCGCUGUCAAUUUAGAAGAAAAUUCGAUAAUGCUUCAUCAAGGAAAGUGUACCGUUUUCUAAGAAAAUUUUCGUUUAUCAUGUAGAAAAUAAAUUACUGUAAAAAAAUGUUUAUUUUUAUCAUGU
Messenger RNA from Frieseomelitta varia, 477 nucleotides. RefSeq lists its product as uncharacterized. The record is from RefSeq and is a predicted model, not a curated record. The transcript has 3 exons. The coding region runs from base 64 to 414 and encodes 116 amino acids. Lineage: Eukaryota; Metazoa; Arthropoda; Insecta; Hymenoptera; Apidae.